AUGUCCCAAAUACCACAUUUCGGCCGGCGCUUGGCUGCAGGGGCGGCCUCGGCCUGGUCCUGCCUCUUUUGCCGCCGUGUAGGGGCUCAAUGGCAAUCGGCAGCUUUUGACGUUAAGCAGACCAGUGCGGUUGCGGGCACGACGAGGAUCACUGCAAGACAAAGCCAUGGCAAAGUCAGAUUUUUCUCCCAGAGCACACCAAAGAGAGCGCAGGCACCACAGAACAAACGGCAACCGAGGGGAUAUGCUGCGCCGAGCAUGGAACAAAUGUACUACACCAUCAGCAUCAUCCUCGGCACAGUCGCCUUCUCGUAUGGCUCGGUGCCCAUGUAUAAGAUGAUCUGCCAAACAACAGGCUGGGGCGGUCAGCCCGUCCGGGCGCACGGCACGGCCAGUUCAUCGUCGUCUCCAGAAGACCUUGCCUCCCGUCUCGAACCCGUCCGGGACGCUAAGCGCAUCCGCGUGACCUUUACUGCGUCCGUCUCCAACGUGUUGCCUUGGAAGUUUGUCCCCCAACAGCGCGAGGUGCGCGUGCUGCCGGGCGAGACGGCGCUGGCCUUCUACACAGCAACCAACAACUCCGACAAGGAUAUCAUCGGCGUUGCGACAUACAGCGUCACGCCUGCCCAGGUUGCGCCAUACUUCAGCAAGAUCCAGUGCUUCUGUUUUGAGGAGCAGCGCUUGGCUGCUGGUGAGACCGUGGAUAUGCCGGUAUUUUUCUACCUCGAUCCCGAUCUGUUGAAGGAUGUGAAUAUGAAGGGAGUUGAGACGGUGACCCUGAAUUAUACAUUCUUCAAAGCUAGGUAUGAUGAUAACGGGAGGAUUAGGGGCAUUCCAGGACCUCUGCCCGAAGUUAAUUAA
Messenger RNA from Thermochaetoides thermophila DSM 1495, 861 nucleotides. Its product is annotated as cytochrome c oxidase-like protein. Gene Ontology annotation, cellular component: mitochondrial inner membrane. The transcript has 3 exons. The record is from RefSeq and is a predicted model, not a curated record. The coding region runs from base 1 to 861 and encodes 286 amino acids. Lineage: Eukaryota; Fungi; Ascomycota; Sordariomycetes; Sordariales; Chaetomiaceae. Gene Ontology annotation, molecular function: copper ion binding.